This is a messenger RNA of Aspergillus niger, 2430 nucleotides long. RefSeq lists its product as uncharacterized. Gene Ontology annotation, biological process: P-body assembly; deadenylation-dependent decapping of nuclear-transcribed mRNA. Gene Ontology annotation, cellular component: P-body. Gene Ontology annotation, molecular function: RNA binding. NCBI's taxonomy places the organism in Eukaryota, Fungi, Ascomycota, Eurotiomycetes, Eurotiales, Aspergillaceae. The transcript has 4 exons. The coding region runs from base 1 to 2430 and encodes 809 amino acids. The record is from RefSeq and is a predicted model, not a curated record.
AUGUCCUUCUUCGGUUUCAAUACCACCCUGCCUAGGGAUCGAGCUCCUGCGGGCGAACAGAGGGGUAUCUUCGACACCCCUGAUCCGUUCGCCGAAGUCGCCCGCGCCAGACUGGCAGCAAACUUCCAAAGCGGCGAGGAUGACGACGUCAUCGACUUUGAGGAUACGUACGACGGCCUGGGAGACCAACUGGACGAUGACCAGGAUGCGUUCAACGAUGACACGUUUGGUGGCGGCUUCGACACCGGCCCGGUUGGAAAGGAUUUCGACUUCUUCGGAAAGACUGCUCAGGUCGCCGAUGUAAUCGGGGAGGAGCAGAUCCGCUACAGCCUUCAGAAACCCGGUGCGCCUGCGACCGCGCCUUCGCAGCCCAGCGCCGAUACUGCUCUGCCGGACACUACGGCCCAGAAGCCCAAACGGUCUGGCUAUGAGAAGUACAACGACCCGGGUUACAUCCCCGACCUUCAGGCCAAGUCUAGCGUCUGGGGCAUGUCGAAGAAGCCGGAACAGCAGCUCCAGCAACAGCAGCUCCAGCAACAGCUACAACAGCUACAGCAGCCCACGCCUCAGAUGGUAGCGCAAGCGAAGAAGAUGCUGAGUCUCGAGGAGGUGGAAGCGCAGCUGCGGAGACAGGAGCCCACUCAGCCUCUCCAGCGAGCUCAGAUGCCCCCUCUGCCCGAAGGCUUCCCGCAGCUGCCGCCUGAGAUUCUACAGGCCCAGUUCGCCAAGGGAGUGCCACCGGCGCAGUUGUUGCACCAGCCACCCAUGGUUCCAGAGCCGUAUCCGCUUCCUCCAAAUCUGCCGAUACAUAUGCUGCAAAAUGCCAACUUGCCGCCUCAGCACAUGGUGCCUCCCCAACGUCAGGCGAUGCCACCGGCGGCUCAGCGACCCCAGCAGCAGCAACCGCCCCUACCUCAAGCUCCCCGUGGUAACAACGCGCAAUUGCCAGUGAUUACCAACUCUCAGCAGUUGAUGCACCUGACGGAAGAGCAGCGCGUAGCGUACCUGAUGGAAGAUGCCAAGCGUGCGAAGCGCAACCACAAGAUCUUCCUUCUAUCCAGGGGCAACGGGCUGAUGACCCCGCAAGACAAGAACUUCAUCACCCGAAUCCAGCUUCAGCAACUAGUCGCUGCUGCUGGCAACGUGGCGGACUCUGAUGCAGAAGCGGUCUUGGCAGAGGACUUCUACUAUCAGGUUUACAGCCAGAUCCGGGGUGCGCCGCGGCAACACCCACACCAACCUCUCGGUCACUUUGCGCAGACAUACCUCCUCCAGACAGGCAACAGACUCGGGGGCCAUGGCUCUCGCCGGCAGUUUCAGAGCGCCGACAAUCACAUGCAGAGAAUGCAGCAGCAGGUCCAGCGUGCGGUGGAGGCCGCUAAGCAGAAGCCUAAGAACAAGCAGCUUAUCAUUGAGGGCAGCUUGGGUAAGAUUUCUUUCAGCAACGCCAAGACGCCAAAGCCCAUGCUCAACAUCAAGCGUCCGGAGAGCUCGGAAGGCGCUAAGACGGUGAAAAAGCCUCACACCGAUUUGAGUGUUAGCGACCGCAAAUCAGUCCUGACCAACCUUGAGAGCGUUUACAGCACGCUUAUGGAUAUGGAGGACAUGGAGCGCACGAUGCCUCCCCCGCCAGAUGAGAAUGAUCCCGAGGCCAUUCAGAAGCACAUGGAAUGGAGACAGAAGAUCCGCUCGCUCAACCAGAAGUUGUGGCGCGACCUUAAGGUCAUGGAACCCAUUGUCCCCAACACCAACACUCCCCAUCCGUUCAUUGCCUUCCUUGCUUAUCCCAAGGGCAAGAAGGCCAUCCCCCGCAUUUUCCGCCACAUUGAUCAGGAGCAGCGUGUUACUAUUCUUACUAUGAUCGUUGUGCACUUGGAUUCUCUGGACGUCGUCCGGCGCGCCCAGCCUGUUCCGGGUGAGACCCAGCCCUCUCUGGCCGUUCGGGAAGCCAUUGAGCUUUUCUCUCAGGCCGUCAUGCCCAGUCUUCUGGGGUACGUCAACGAGGCGCCAUUCAAUAUUAUCAUUGGCUUGCUGGGACUUGUCAUUGCGCAGACGCAUGUCCAGAUGAUCGCGAGGACCCGCAUUGGACUUGGAAUCUUGACCAUGCUUCUCAGUCGGGCCGAAAUCGUGAAGGAGGCUGGACAGGCUACGGAGCGGGACUGGCAGCAGUGGGUUGAGAAGUUCAAUGUGCUGUUUGACACCCUUGAACCUACGUUUGCAGAUAUCUUCCCCAGCUCGAUCAAUGCUGGCGACGACAUGUAUGUGUGGCAGUUCUUGGCUGCAGUUGGUAUCGGAGCUAGCCCCGAACAACAGCAACGCCUUGUUAUUGCGGUUAACAAGACGCUUCCUGCCGAUAUGGCCAGUGCGCGUCUUGGCAACGUCAACCUUUUCAUGCGGGCUAUUGGCCUCGAUGUCGAACUUCUAGGUUAA